AUGUUUUUAUAAUACCAUCGAAAAAAAAUUCAACCUUCUUUGGUUGCAUUUUACGAAUUUAAAAUUUAGGAAGUCUAAAGUUACCCUUCCCAAAGAGUGGUCAUUACAGAAUAGAACAUAAAGAAUUACGCAGAUUUGAGAAUUGGAACCUACAGUCCAAUUGUUUGUAAAAGUAGAAUCAAGACUGUGCCUCUAGUAAAAAAAGAAAAAGUCAUUCCCUUUGAACAUGACUACAACACUUUUUAUAGAUCAGUGUCUUGUUAAAGAAAUCUUUUCAAUAUAAUUAGUGGAAAACACAAAUGA
This is a messenger RNA of Paramecium octaurelia, 303 nucleotides long. Lineage: Eukaryota; Ciliophora; Oligohymenophorea; Peniculida; Parameciidae. The record is from the annotation of a GenBank genome assembly.